GCUAAAUAGGAAUUAAAUACUCCUUUCCUCACUGUUUUGGCCCAAAAAGGGACUGGAGUUCUACUCUAUACUUGUAAUUUGACAAGCAGAUGAUUGGAUAUGAAAAUCUUAAGAUAGCAUAGACUAGUUACCUGACCAACCAGGUGAUUCCAUUCAUCCUUCAUACUCUGUUAGACACACUAGAAUGUUGACAGUAACCAAAAAAGAUGGUUGAUUUUUGUUAUUUAAAUCAUCUAAUAAACAUUAAAUUCGGAGCAGGAAUGCUGUUGGAGGUUGCCCAUCUGCUUGAUGAAAAUUGUAUCGUUACCGUUACAUCACUAAUUAAGCAAAUCUCAGACCAAAAUCUUGAGGCUGUUUAAAUAAUUGCAAUUAGUUAUCAACCAACACAUUACUUUAAAACAAAGUUGGCUACCCAAAUACACCUAUUGGCUUGUCUCUUCCAUGGAAGCCUCUAUAAAUCCAGUUCCCUUUUUCCUCUUCGGAUCCAAAGUCUCCAAUACAAUCAACAAACCAUUCUUAUCACAAAAGUUCCAUAUCUGUCUCCAUAGCCAAAAUUCCCAGAAGCAUCAAAUGGCUUUGAGAAUGAUUGAGAUAGGCUUAGUGCUGGUCCUUGCGGCCAUGCUAUGGGGUGGAGUUGCAACAGGGUGAUCAUGGGCAUGACCUCAGCCUAAACUACAUUACAGGAAAUUGAUCAACCCCAUCAUCUUCAUGCUGCUCACAGCUCGCCAGCGUCAUUCAAUCACAGCCUCAAUGCCUGUGCUUGGUGCUCAAUGGUGGUGGUGCGAUGUUAGGUAUCAAUGUAAACCAAACUCUUGCUCUAGCUCUCCCGGUGCCUGUUAUGUGCAAACUCCACUAGCUAGCCAGUGUAACGCUGCCAGUGGACCUACAACUUCAGCAACUUCCCCAGGGAGCUCACCAGCAGAUUCUUCAGAUGACACUCCUGAUGUUCCAACCACACCAUCAGAGUCAGGCAUCCCUUCAGGAGCAGGGUCUAAAACAGUUCCAUCAACAGAUGGGAGCUCAUCUGAUUGAGGAAUCAUGGAUUCACCUCUCCAUUUUGUAGUUCUUCUCUUCAUCACAUCAUGUGUUUCAACAUUUACCAGAUUCUGAGCUUUCUGUAGAGUUCUGGGGCUUGCUAUAGGAAUUGAAAAUGGUAUCUUUUUGUACUGGAAUAAUGCUGAUUUGUGUUAGUUUUUCUGAGUGUUUAAUACAAUAAUGAGGGGAUUUCUGUGUC
This is a messenger RNA of Vitis vinifera (wine grape), 1234 nucleotides long. Its product is annotated as non-specific lipid transfer protein GPI-anchored 15-like. The transcript has 3 exons. Bases 709 to 1032 code for a protein of 107 amino acids. The record is from RefSeq and is a predicted model, not a curated record. NCBI's taxonomy places the organism in Eukaryota, Viridiplantae, Streptophyta, Magnoliopsida, Vitales, Vitaceae.